AUGUCCAUCCGUAAGCCUGCCCCGACGCCCACCCAGUCUAUCCCCAAAGACGAAAUCACAAUUCUUCAGGGUCCAAGGAAUAAGCUGAUAGUGGUCUUCUCGACUGGAGAGAUAUCCUCCAAAGAUGCAGCUCGGUUCCGCUUCAUUUCAAGUCCGGCUCUGCCGCAUGGGCACCAGCACUUCCUCGAGUCAACAAACCGCCAGGGGAAGCAGAGUGUCUGGCGGGAUCGGUUGAAUAGGGAGUGUGACAGGAUGCGAGAAGGCCUGUCCCAGCUUACAAUCAGACGCAACGUGCAAAAAGACUUACAGGGGGCCCCCGGGAUCCCAAACGAUGUCGCCCGUGGAUGCUCCACGCUGGAACAAAAGUAUGGGAAGUAUUGGAAGACCAUUGGCCGCGGCGCCCACGGCACGAUCAGCAUAUUCCGCAAGCCCAACCCACAAGGCCGAGACGUGAGCCUAGUCGCCGUCAAGCAGUUCCACGAAAGGCCCACCCCGGCCCGGUCGACAGAGCAGGACGGCAAAGAGGCGCCGGCCGGGCACCGAGACCACCUGACGAGCGGCCUGCAGCACGCAAACGUGGUGCGGAUCCUCGACGUCUUCCAGGCCGAGCAGCACAACACGCUCUAUGAGGUCAUGGAGUUCUGCGCGGCGGGCGACCUCUUCUCCCUGAUCCAGUCGGAGUGGCCCUUCCAGGCCGACGAGGCCAACUGCUUCUUCAAGCAGCUCAUGCGCGGCGUGCAGUACCUGCACGGGCUCGGCAUCGCGCACUGCGACCUCAAGCCCGAGAACCUGCUGCUGACCGAGUCGGGCUCCCUCAAGAUCAGCGACUUCAGCUGCAGCCAGCAAGUCCUGUCCCGCCCGGGGGACCCCGGCGGCGAGGCGCGGCUCCUCUCCGGCAGGCGGGGGUCCACGCCGUACGUGGCGCCCGAGGAGUUCACCGAGGACGAGUUUGACGGGCGUGCCGCUGACGUCUGGGCCUGCGGCGUCGUCUACAUGGUCCUCCGCCUCGGCCACUACUGCUGGCCAUCAGCGCGGGCGGAGGACGGCUACUACACUUCGUACGUCGAGGAUCGUCGGGUGGAGGCCGGCUUCGCGCCUGUGGAAUCGCUGCACCCGGUCGAGUGUCGCGAUAUCGUAUACUGCCUCUUGGACCCACUACCGGCUCGACGGCUCACAGCUUCCCAAUUCCUCAGGUCAGAAUGGGGCCGCAGCAUACAGGUCUGCCAUGGAGGCGGAAGUGCUUAG
This is a messenger RNA of Diaporthe batatas, 1245 nucleotides long. RefSeq lists its product as uncharacterized. Bases 1 to 1245 code for a protein of 414 amino acids. Gene Ontology annotation, molecular function: ATP binding; protein serine/threonine kinase activity. Gene Ontology annotation, biological process: intracellular monoatomic cation homeostasis; intracellular signal transduction; protein phosphorylation. The record is from RefSeq and is a predicted model, not a curated record. The transcript is spliced from 2 exons. NCBI's taxonomy places the organism in Eukaryota, Fungi, Ascomycota, Sordariomycetes, Diaporthales, Diaporthaceae.